Entrophospora sp. SA101 is the source of this 579-nucleotide messenger RNA. The record is from the annotation of a GenBank genome assembly. Lineage: Eukaryota; Fungi; Glomeromycota; Glomeromycetes; Entrophosporales; Entrophosporaceae.
AUGUCGGAUAGAUAUAGUUUUUCAUUAACAACUUUUUCACCUUCGGGCAAGCUUGUUCAAAUUGAGUAUGCAUUGAAUGCGGUUGCUCAAGGUGUAACAAGCAUUGGUAUUAAAGCUACAAAUGGUGUUGUUGUUGCUACUGAGAAAAAGACAGCUUCACCAUUGAUUGAUGAUUCAUCACUUGAAAAAGUUGCAAAUGUUUGUCCAAAUAUUGGUAUAGUUUAUUCUGGAAUGGGACCAGACUUUAGAGUACUAUUGACAAAGGCAAGAAAGGCAGCUCAAAAAUAUAAAAGGAUAUAUAAUGAGUAUCCACCAACAGGAAUAUUGGUUAAAGAAGUUGCUAGUGUAAUGCAAGAAUUUACUCAAAGUGGAUAUAAUGAUGAUAUUGGAUUGGAAGAUGCAGUUCAUACUUCAAUUUUAACAUUAAAAGAAGGAUUUGAAGGACAAAUGACUGAAAAUUCUAUUGAAAUUGGAAUUAUUGGUGGUGAUACAACAGGAUUUAUGGAAGGCAAGGAACAACCAUUAUUUAGAAAAUUGUCUCCUUCAGAAGUAAAAAGCAAAGAUAAACAAAUGAUUUAG